This is a messenger RNA of Setaria italica (foxtail millet), 2113 nucleotides long. RefSeq lists its product as uncharacterized. The transcript has 7 exons. Lineage: Eukaryota; Viridiplantae; Streptophyta; Magnoliopsida; Poales; Poaceae. The coding region runs from base 891 to 1790 and encodes 299 amino acids. The record is from RefSeq and is a predicted model, not a curated record.
CGCGGCUAGGUAGCUUGCAGUAAUGCAAGAUGGUGUUGGGGGCCAGUGGAAUUUGGGCAAUAACUUGAACCACCAGAGCUUCAUUCCUAGCAACACCAAGAAAUCAAAGUCUCAAACACUGCCAGUAUCAACUCUGUCUCGUGGUGCCUGUCUGGAUAGCCCGAGUUCUACAUAGGUCAGGUGGUACUGAGAAAGGCACGCAGGGACUGCGACAAAGAUGGUGGUAUGGAAUGGUCUGGGGCAGGCUGCCACCCUCGCUCAGCUGGCUGGAGUUGAUGCUGGUGGGCUCAUCUCGAUGAUCAUCCACUCUGCGCAAACCGUUAAACAGAACAAGGAGGAGUGCCGGCAGCUUGUGCAAGACGUCAUGGUGAUCAGUGCUCUCGUGCAGGAGUUCCAGCGACUACACAGAUGAUGCGAUUCCCGGUGAUCAGGGCAGUACUUGGCGGAUUGCAGGAUACCCUUCGGCAGGUCCACGAGCUAGUCACGUCGAGCCAGAAGAGAAACAUCAUGUACAGCUUCUGCAUGGCUGGAAAUCAGGCUCAAAAGUUCCGUGAUGUCCGGGAUAGAAUCAAAUUGUAUCUCGAGCUCUACCCUAUGAUUAGCCACAUCCACAUCACAUACCUCUCAUGUGGACUUUACAGUCGCCUCGAUCCUUCAGGCAACCAACCCCAGGCUUUGGAAGAGGUGCUGGAGUCAUUUGCAAGUCAUCCCAACCCUGAUUCUACGUCUGCCGUCAACAGCGAGAUAACAAUUUCUGCAACAGGAAGCGGGGUGCCCUGCGCUCCCCUAUCGGGAAUAGCAGAAUUUACUUUUUGUCCACGUUGGUGGCCACUACACAACACUUUCCAAAGGAAAGCAUCACUGAAGGAGGUGGCCAUUCUCAAGUCACAAUGCUAAAGAUUGUGAUCAAGAUUGAGAUGACCUGCGAUAAAUCCCGGGGCAGAGCUAUGAGCUUAGCCUCCAGUUUAUAUGGACUGACAUCGGUGGCGCUAACAGGGGACGGGAAGGACAUGCUGGAGAUAAUCGGCCUUGGCAUGGACCCCGUCUGCCUUGUGCGUUGCAUGCGCAAAAAGGUGGGCCACGCGCAAAUCCUGAAAGUGGAGGAGGUCAAGGACAAAGAGUCACAGCCGGUGGUGGUGAACACCGAAGAGGCGCGGCCGGCAGACAAGCCAGCCAACAGGCGGCGGCGUGCCCGCAGCACAGGUGGAUUCCGGGCUAUUCUUACCAAACUAUCUAAAUUCAUGUGGCCGCGCGCACGCAGGAGUGUUUCUCCUCCACCACCGUCGCCCCUGCGCGUGGAGCACACGGACAACCCGGCGCCGGCUGCAUCGGGAGGCCCGAGCUCCCAUCUCUUCUCUGUGCCGUCGACGUCCACUGCCUUCAGCGCGGCCUCACCACCGGCCUGCACCCAAGAGCAGCUGGCGCGCAACCCAUCGGCUUUUGCACAACGGCAGGACCUCUCCAGGGCGGCGGAUCUCCCGCCGGUGAGGGUGGCCCAGGCGCGACGCAGACGACGCACCUUCAACAUCAUGUCCUCCAGGGUUCGCCUGGGCGCCCGGCCGGCUGCGGCGCCCCGCCAACAGACGACGACACAACAGGCGCAGGGCAAUGUGUCAUCAAGCAACGCCAGGGGGACUGAUGACGAGCUUGCUGCAGUGGAAGCUGGGUGUGUUCUCGAAGACUACGUGGCCAUGUUCGACGGCCCGAUGCCUCCGGCGGUGAUCGCGGCGCUCGCGGGGGCCGUGUUCCACCUCGACGACGAAGAUGGCAUCCCCAUGGGCAAUGCGUGAUGUACCAAAUUAUGUAUAUUUUCCAGGAGCGAGAACCUAAUUAAUACUGUGCCUAGCUGGUCCGAACCGUCGCCGGUAUUAACUAUCGCUCCCAGUAACCAUAUCAUUAACUAUCGCUAAUGAUGGGUUUGGAUGGGUUUGGAGCGAUAGUUAGCAAACCCAUCCAAACGUUUGGAUGGGCCGGGUUUGCUAACUUUCACUCCCAGUAUUAGUAGAAUAAUAGCUAGUACUUCAGUGGUCUAAAGACUGGAUCCAGUUGUGCUAUUGAUAUCGUGCAGUGUCCUUUGAUCCUACUACUACUACUACAUGCUGUUGUGGUAUUA